Messenger RNA from Arachis stenosperma, 1458 nucleotides. RefSeq lists its product as uncharacterized. The record is from RefSeq and is a predicted model, not a curated record. NCBI's taxonomy places the organism in Eukaryota, Viridiplantae, Streptophyta, Magnoliopsida, Fabales, Fabaceae. Bases 1 to 1458 code for a protein of 485 amino acids. The transcript has 2 exons.
AUGGCUGCCGUCGUGGCAGAAGUACCUAUUGUUGCAGAUGGUGAAUUUGCUGUGGGGAUGAAAUUCGGUUCAAGGGAAGCUAUUAUUAGGGCGAUGAAAGAGUAUGCCAUCCGAAGAAGUGUAGACUAUCGGGUGUAUGAGUCAGAGCCGUUGACAUUUUAUGCCAAGUGUACACAGUAUGGGGAGGGGUGUGAUUGGCUUAUUAGGGUUAGCAUGAUCAGCAGAAAGUACUGUUGGGUUAUUAGGAGGUAUAAUGGUAGUCACACCUGUACCAGAGCCACCAUAUCUCAGGAUCAUUCGAAGCUGGAUUAUAACACAAUUACAGAAGCAAUAAAGCCGUUGGUUGAGGCUGACCCGUUGUUAAAGGUAAAAUCAGUUAUUGCAGAAGUGCAAUCCAAAUUAAAUUACACCAUCAGUUAUCGGAAAGCAUGGUUGGCUAAGCAAAAGUCAGUAGAAAAAAUAUUUGGAGGUUGGGAAGCAUCGUACGAAGCUUUGCCGAUAUGGUUUGAGGCCAUGUGUCAUAAGGAGCCAUCAGCUAUCGUCUAUUUUGAGACUAUGCCUGCAUACCAAGGCGAUGACUUGGUAAAUGAUAUCCGGGUAUUGCAUCGGGUCUUUUGGAGUAUUUACCCAUGCAUUAGAGCAUUCAGACAUUGUAAGCCAGUUGUCCAGGUGGAUGGGACCCACUUGUACGGAAAGUAUAAGGGUUGUUUGUUAGUGGCAGUGUCACAGGAUGGUAACAACAAUAUCGUCCCAAUUGCAUUUGCUAUUGUGGAGGGAGAGACAUCUGAUGCGUGGCACUUUUUUCUUAGUAACCUGCGACAACAUGUUGUGACUCGGGAUGGUGUGGGGUUGAUAUCCGACCAACACGAAUCCAUCAAUGCAGCUGUGGCUCGCAGUAACGGAGCAUGGUCACCUCCUAGAGCUUUCCAUAUGUUUUGCAUCAAGCAUAUAGAGUCGAACUUCUUGAGAAAAUUCAAGGCACCGUACCUGCAAAAACUUGUCGUCAAUAUAGGAUAUUCGAGGACGGUGCGCGAGUACGAAGUGCAUUACCAGCGGUUACGAGAACGGGGCGAGGCUUACACUAACUGGUUAAAUCGAAUCCCCCACGAGCAGUAUGCGUUAGCAUUUGAUGGUGGCUACCGAUGGGGUCACAUGACGACAAAUUUAGUAGAAUGUAUCAACUCAGUCUUGAUGGGUGCACGCAAUCUUCUCAUCACUGCACUUGUCAAAGCAACAUUCUACAGGUUUAAUGAGUUGUUCACCCGAAAAAGAUCCGAAGCGGAGGCUCGGAUUAAUGCUGGUCAUAUUUUUUCUGAGCUUGUGACCUCAAAAUUGCAUGCAAACCAACUUGCAUCAGGGAACAUCCAGGUUAAUUGCUUCGACAGGCAGAAUGAGGUCUUUGAAGUGCGUGAGAUGCCAAGUGGGUUAGAGUAUGCCGUUGACCUUCGCCGGCACUGA